AUGGCCUUGACAUCAUGGAAAGCAUUCAACUUCAUCGACGUCUCGCCGGUGAAGCUAGAGGACAGCUCCGUCUUCAAUAAUGACCUGUCGAGUAUAUGCACCGGUGCCGCGAACCUCUUUGUCGGAACCGCAGAUGGCUUCGUCCACAUCGUCUCCUCGGCCUUUCGCGUCGUACGAUCGUUUAAAGCCUACGACGGCGGCGGCUCCAUAACACACAUGCGACAAAUAAACGACACUGCUUUAUUAGUGACGGUUGCAGAGGAUCUCUCCAAUGAGCCAGUGCUGAAAGUCUGGGCGCUGGAUACAGAGAAAAAAGACGGGGGUCCGCGAUGCUUAUCAACGGUUUCGGUGCAGAACGCCAGGAGACAAUUCCCGAUUUCUGCCUUCGCAGCCACCGAAGACCUCUCCCAAGUAGCAAUCGGGUUCGCGAACGGAUCCGUGACGAUCAUCCGAGGCGAUCUGAUCCAUGACCGCGGCGCACGACAACGUAUCGUAUUCGAAUCUGAAGAACCAAUCACUGGACUCGAAGUCCAGAAUGGGACUAUCACAACGCUGUACAUUUCCACCACAAGCCGUAUCCUGACAUUGGUGAUCGCCGGGCGAGGCCAGGGUCAGCCUGCGCGCGUCCUGGAAGACACGGGCUGCGGGUUGGGAUGCAUGACACUUGAUAAAGAGGGCGGGGAUAUUCUGAUUGCUCGAGAGGACGCUGUCUACACCUACGGCCCGCGUGGUCGUGGCGCAAGCUAUGCGUUUGAAAGCCCGAAGACAUCGAUCGAUGCGUUCCGUGACUAUGUGGCUCUUGUUUGUCCACCCAAGGCUGGUAAUGGAAAGUCAGAUCCGUUGAGGAAAUAUACUGCUAGCCCUGGCCAGGAAAUUUUUGGCACAACAACGUUCACGCUGCUGGAUACCGACCUCAAAUUCAUUGCGCACAGUGAAGCGUUGGUUUCGCCCAUGAAGCAGAUCUUCAUGGAAUGGGGGCAGCUGUUUCUUUUAACGACAGAUGGGAAGAUUUUCCGUUAUCGCGAAAAGACACUCCAGCAGAAGCUCGAGAUCUUAUAUGAACGGAAUCUUUACAUCCUUGCCAUCAACCUUGCACAGAAGAUUGGAAUCGAUCCGCUUCAACAGAAUGCAAUCUACCGCAAGUAUGGUGACUUCCUGUACCAACGGGGUGACUACGACACAGCCAUGCAACAGUACCUCCGUGCCAUUGAUAAUACAGAGCCUUCGCAGGUUAUUCGAAAGUACUUGGACACCCAGCGUAUCCACAACCUCAUCGAGUAUCUCGAAGAACUACACGACCAUGGUCGUGCGACAGUCGACCAUACAACGUUACUUCUCAAUUGUUAUGCAAAACUCAAAGAUACAAGCAAGCUUGACUCCUUCAUAAAGGCUCCCGGUGAACUGAAGUUUGAUCUUGAGACGGCCAUUGCCAUGUGUCGACAAGGGGGGUAUUAUGAACAAGCAGCCUACCUUGCAACCAAACACGGGGAGAAUGACAUGGUUGUCGACAUUUUGAUUGAAGACUCAAAGAAAUAUGCCGAGGCGGUGGAGUACAUCUGGCGUUUAGACCCUGAAGUGGCCUAUGCGAAUUUGAUGAAGUAUGCAAGGGUGCUGCUGACUCACUGCCCUGAGCAAACAGCGGACCUGUUCAAGGUUUACUACUCUGGCCAAUACCGGCCACGGACUGAGCCAGAAGAGCCAGAACAACCCCAACAACAGGCCACCAGUACAGUCCAAAGUCUGGCCGCUCUCCUACCCCUGCGAUAUAUGCAAGUUGGAACUGGCAAGCAGACAGAGACACCCGUACCUGAAACAGAGACCACAGAGGACAAGGUCGAUGAGACACCAGACUAUGAAAUCCCCAAGCCCCGCACAGCCUUCUCUGCAUUUGUAGACCAUCCCAAGGAAUUCAUCGACUUCCUUGAGACAUUGACACAAAAGCCAGACUUGAAGAAAGAUGCAAAGAUAGACCUCUUCACGACUUUGUUUGAGAUGUAUUUGGACACAGCAAAGGGAAAGAAAGACGCAACCGAGAGACAGGAAUGGGAGACCAAAGCCAAGAAGAUCAUUGAAGGAAAAGAUAUCCCCAUAUCAACAUCCAAUGUCCUCCUACUGUCCGAUCUAUCGAACUUCCGCGAAGGAUCUACCCUUGUCCGAGAGCAAGAAGGCCUCCGUCUUGAUAUUUUCCGCUCAUUCACAUCCGCGAAAGACACACAAGGUGCGAUCAAGGCACUGAGGCGAUACGGACCCGACGAGCCCCAGCUAUACGUCGAUGCAUUAACGUACUUCGCCUCAAGUCCUCAAAUCCUUGAAGAGGCGGGUGACGAGUUGGACGCUGUUCUGCAACGAAUCAACCAAGAUGGCCUUCUCUCCCCACUGCAGGUCAUCCAAGCGCUGAGCAAUAACGCAGUAGUUACGAUGGGCCGCGUCAAGAAGUAUCUCAGUGACAACAUUGACCGUGAGCGCAAAGAGAUCACCACCAAUCGUCGCCUGAUAGCGAGCUAUAAAUCGGAAACCACAGCGAAACAACAAGAACUAGACCAUCUGACCGACCAGCCCGUGGUCUUCCAAUCUCGCCGCUGCCAAUCCUGCGGUGGAAGCUUGGACCUCCCGACUGUUCAUUUCCUCUGCAAACAUUCCUUCCACGAACGUUGUUUGAAUCAGUUAGAUGAGGAUGCCCAAUGUCCUGUCUGCGCGCCAACCAAUGCAACAAUGCGCGCUAUCAGACAGCGCCAGGUCGCCUCGGCUGACCAGCAUGACUUGUUCAGGGGUGAGCUGACGCGCUCUAGGGACCGAUUCGGUGUUGUGAGUGAGUUCUUUGGAAGAGGCAUCAUGAGGCCACAGGGUACUAUGGAGUGA
Molecule: messenger RNA, 2859 nt
Organism: Penicillium salamii
Lineage: Eukaryota; Fungi; Ascomycota; Eurotiomycetes; Eurotiales; Aspergillaceae
Source: the annotation of a GenBank genome assembly